AUGGAUUUGCUUAAAUUUCUUGUGACGCCGCUGCUGCUAUCUCUUCUAACCUAUCAAACCUAUGUGGGCACAGCAUCGGAUGAUGAAGAUUUCUUCAAACAAUGUUCAUCUCACAGGUGCAGCAAACAUGGACCAGAGAUCCGGUUCCCGUUCGGGCUGUCAACUCACCCACCAUCAUGUGGCGCACCUGGCAUGCAGUUAUCGUGCUCCGGGGAUGACAUAAUCCUGGAUCACCCUGUUCUUGGCUCCUGCAAAGUAACCGAGAUCUAUUACAGAGAUCGUGUCAUCAACGUCACCCCGCUUGUGGAACCAGCGACACAGUGCGCACUUCAGAAGCUCACCUCAACAAAUUUAGCAACUGAUGUGUACAAACUACCUCCAUCACCAACGACCCUGGUACGUUGUUCAAGCGAAUUCAUACCUGCAGAUCCAUCCAGUGUAGCUGGCCCAGCUGCUUGUCACAGUAACAACGCAACCCAGUUCUGGUAUUUGGCGGCGUCAGCUUAUGCAUACAUAUAUGAUCUACCACGGGACUGUGAGGCCGUUUCUAGAGGCAUUCCAAUACCCUACAGCUAUGAUAUAGAUGGCCCAGACAUAGGAAACAAGUUUGUCUUCAACAAAAAAGCGAGUACAGUCAUCAUUUUUGGUGAAACAACAUUCACUUGGCACCUCAGUAACCUUACCGAUGUCUGCCAAAAGUGUGAACAAGAAGGUCGACACUGUGGAUUCAGUUCACGCAGCCGUCAAGCAUUCUGCCAGCCCCGUGGCACGCAUGUCAUCCCAAUUGCAGCAUCAUCUGUAGCUGCAUUUAUAGCUCUUUCAUUGGUGGUAGCCGCAACGCUCUACCUCUCCUUAAAGUCAAGGUAUAAUGAAGAGAUAAAUAAGAAGGUCGAAAUGUUUCUCAAGGCAUAUGGCACAUCGAAACCCACAAGGUACACUUUCCCUGAAGUUAAGAAGAUAGCAAGACGGUUCAAGGAUAAACUCGGCCAGGGUGGAUUUGGAAGUGUAUACAAAGGCGAGCUACCAAAUGGAGUUCCUGUGGCAGUCAAGAUGCUAGAGAGCUCUACAGGAGAGGGAGAGGAAUUCAUCAAUGAAGUUGCAACCAUUGGACUAAUCCACCAUGCAAAUAUCGUCCGUCUUUUGGGCUUUUGCUCCGAAGGAAUGAGACGGGCUCUUAUUUAUGAAUUCAUGCCUAACGAGUCACUGGAGAAAUACAUAUUCACACAUGUUUGCAAUAUUUCUCGACAACCCCUAGCACCAAACAAAAUGCUAGAUAUUGCUUUAGCCACCGCCCGAGGAAUGGAAUACAUGCAUCAAGGCUGCAACCAGCGGAUUCUCCACUUUGACAUCAAGCCACACAACAUCCUGCUGGACUACAACUUCAAUCCAAAGAUCUCUGACUUUGGCCUUGCAAAGUUGUGUGCAAGGGACCAAAGCAUUGUUACGCUCACAGCAGCCAGAGGAACUAUGGGAUACAUCGCACCGGAGCUAUACUCUCAGAACUUUGGAGGGGUGUCAUACAAGUCAGAUGUGUACAGUUUCGGCAUGCUUGUGUUGGAAAUGGUCAGUGGAAGGAGGAACUCAGAUCCUAGUGUUGAGAACCAGGAUGAGGUAUAUCUCCCAGAGUGGAUCUACGAGAAAGUAAUCAAUGGGCAAGAAUGGGAGCUUACUUUGGAAAUGACAGCAGAAGACAAGGAGAAGAUGAGACAGCUGACUAUUGUGGCGCUGUGGUGCAUCCAGUGGAACCCGAAGAACCGUCCUUCAAUGACUAAGGUGGUAAACAUGUUAACUGGGAGGCUGCAGAACCUGCAUAUUCCCCCCAAGCCCUUUGUGUCGUCUGACAAUCGCCCUAUGCCACAAAACACGACAAAUACAUGA
This is a messenger RNA of Triticum turgidum subsp. durum (durum wheat), 1878 nucleotides long. The record is from the annotation of a GenBank genome assembly. Lineage: Eukaryota; Viridiplantae; Streptophyta; Magnoliopsida; Poales; Poaceae.